AUGCUGCUUCGACGACACUCUUUCCUGUUUGCUCCACGCCGUGUAAACAGCGGUAACGGCAUCAAGAAGGCACAAACACGAGUGGUACCCUUCUCACAACAACAACAACAAGAAAAACAACAACAAGAAAAACAAGAAAAAGAAGAAAUUAAAGGAUGUAGCAGAGAAAAAGUUGCAGUUUCUUCUGCUACCCACUGCGGUGAUUCUGAGAAUAUGGAGGAAUAUUUCCUACAACGUCUUUCACAAGCACGGAAGGGGGUUUCAACCCAAAUAAAUACAUCAAGUUACCUGCCCUUUACACAAGAUAGUCUAAUAGAUACUCCAUGCAGUCCAAGUGGUAUUAUUCCUCACAAUCCUCAUACCACACUCUCAGUGAGAGAAGAUGUGCGUUUUCACCGUCGUCUCAGCAGUCGCUUCACGACGGUGUGUGAUCAGGAAAAAUCAUAUGGAACUGCAGAGAUUCCAUUUAACACUCUUUACAAUGAUGUUCAUUUGCGCUUUAAAUGGGCACGUGAGGCUAUGCAGAUAUUACAUGAAUCUAUUCAACAACAAGAAAAAGAAAAAGAAGGAAAAAAAGUAUUAGGUGGAAAUAAAAUAACACUACCGCGACGAUUAGUGGUACUUGUAUUGUAUUCACAUACACAACACAGUGUGGCUGUUGGUGGGCAUAUGAAACGUAUUCGCGAAAUCGUAAAAGCGAUGCUUGCAGAACGCUAUAAUGAAGUUUUAGGUCUAUUGACAGUUGCUGUUGGUAUAAAAUGUCGAAGUCUCGCCACUCCAACAAAAAGUAGAAGAAGAAAAGAAAUCUCAGAAGAGUGUGAAGAGUUAGGAAUGACAUUAGAUCAUAAUGACCCAUUUAUUCAAGAUGAUGUUUUGUGGUAUCCAAAUGCUGGUUUAUACACAUUUAACGCAUCUCUACAGUGUAUUUGUGCAGCCGCCGUGCAGAAGGGGAAAAGUAAAGAAAAUCUCUCUAUUCCCGCAUUAUAUACAAAAGUCCUUAUUGUAUCAGAGGGAUGGUUGCACGCACGAACAGCGGCAGAAUUACAUCAGCCGCAUCUAUCAUACUGUGAAGAUGAGAGAAGUAGGGAAGAAACAUCUACGGUGCAGGUGGAGCCACUUCCCUUUGUGUUGGGUAGUGCACACAGUGAGGAAGAACUGUACCAGUUUGCUCGCUAUACUGCUUGUAGGGCGUUAGUGUAG
Molecule: messenger RNA, 1200 nt
Organism: Trypanosoma theileri
Lineage: Eukaryota; Euglenozoa; Kinetoplastea; Trypanosomatida; Trypanosomatidae
Exons: 1
Coding region: 1-1200 (399 amino acids)
Source: RefSeq, a predicted model, not a curated record